ACACGCUGCGCAUUGCAUCAUCAUUCACGAGCAACUUCCUCAUUAGAAUCAAACAAGUCCAUGUCGUGGCAAGCACCGACGGAUCACCGCAAGCGUCCAGUUGUAGUACUGGGCGCUGGCGUACUUGGGCGCCGUAUCGCAUGCUCGUGGGCAGCCGGCGGGUGGGAUGUUUAUGUCAGAGACCCAAGUGCAGAGCAGCGCGCUCAAUGCCUAGAAUAUGUUGACGAGACUAUCGCCGCAUAUGAAGCCCUCACAAAGGCUGCAACAGCUGGAACGGUGCAGGUGUUUGAGGACCUCGAGCCGGCCGUAGCUAAUGCUUGGCUCGUCGUGGAAGCUGUCCCUGAGAAGCUCGCACUCAAGAUCUCGACAUUUGCAACGCUCGAGCAACUCGCACCAAGCGACUGCAUCCUGGCUACCAACUCGUCUUCCUACAAGUCGUCAGAGAUGAUCACGGAGGUUUCAGACGACACCAAGCGCCGCGUACUGAACACGCACUACUACAUGCCCCCCAAGAACAUGGUUGUCGAACUCAUGACCGAUGGAGUGACCGAUGCUGAAGUCAUCUCGUUCUUGACAGAACAAUUAAGAGACACCGGUGCGAAGCCGUACGUUGCCAGGAAAGAGUCGACAGGCUUCAUCUUCAACCGUCUCUGGGCAGCGGUCAAGCGCGAGACGCUGAUGAUCCUGUCUGAAGGCGUCAGUGAUGCCGCGGAGAUCGACAGCAUCUGGACCGAGAUGUUCGUCAAGGCCGGCGCAAAGCCGUGCGCGACCAUGGACCAGGUCGGGCUCGACACCGUCGCGUUCAUCGAAAGCCACUACAUCGCCGAGCGCGGACUGCCAUCCGCCCACACCACCGACUUCCUCAAGGCCAACUACCUCGACCAGGGCAAGCUCGGCAACAAGAGCGACAAGGGCGGUCUAUACCCCCCCAAGCCCACACCCGCCUCUCCAACGCCCGCCGACCCCUCCCUCCUCAUCCUCGACGUCGGCCUCUCAGCCACCAACCCCAACGACGGCGCCGGCGCCAUCCUGCGCCUCACCACCGACGGCUCGCCCCCCGUCCCCCUCAUCACCAACCAGGAGCUCCCCGACGGCAUCGCCAUCGACCACGCCCUGGGCCGCAUCUUCUGGACCUGCAUGGGCACGCCCGGCGCGCGCGACGGGACCCUGCACUCCGCGGCCUUGGAUGGCAGCAACCCGCUCACCCUCCUCGGCCCCGGCACCAUCAACACGCCCAAGCAACUCGCCCUCGACACGGCAGCCCAGCAGAUCUACUUCUCCGACCGCGAGGGCUGCGCCGUGCACCGCUGCGCGUACUCCGGCGCCGGCCUCGAGACACUGAUUUCCAACCCGCCCGCCCAGACUGCCGACGCGCCCUCAGACCCCGCCAACUGGUGCGUCGGCAUUGCGGUGAGUCCCGCCCGCGGCCGCUUCUACUGGACGCAGAAGGGCGCGAGCAAAUCGGGCACGGGCCGCAUCUUCAGCGCCCCGAUCACCACGCCCGCGGACGCCGACCCCGCAGCCCGCACCGACGCGACGUGUGUCCUCGCCAACCUGCCGGAGCCGAUUGAUCUCGAGCUCGACGAAGCGCAUGGGCGGCUGUACUGGACGGACCGGGGCGAGCUGCCGUGGGGCAACGCGCUGUGCCGGGUUGAUCUGGACACAGAUGGGUUUCCGAUUGGUGCGGACCGGCCGGCGCGGGCGUUUGUGAUCGCAAGGCGGUUUCACGAGGCGAUUGGGUUGCGGGUCGAUGAGCAGCGGGGGCGGGUGUAUGUCAGUGAUCUGGGGGGCGGGGUGUAUGAGUGCGAUUUGGAGGGGCGGGGGAAGCGGACGAUUUGGCAGGAUGAGGAGAGGGCGUUUACGGGGUUGGCGCUGCUGUAG
Messenger RNA from Boeremia exigua, 1881 nucleotides. RefSeq lists its product as uncharacterized. Gene Ontology annotation, molecular function: oxidoreductase activity, acting on the CH-OH group of donors, NAD or NADP as acceptor; NAD+ binding. NCBI's taxonomy places the organism in Eukaryota, Fungi, Ascomycota, Dothideomycetes, Pleosporales, Didymellaceae. The record is from RefSeq and is a predicted model, not a curated record. Gene Ontology annotation, biological process: fatty acid metabolic process. Bases 61 to 1881 code for a protein of 606 amino acids. The transcript has 2 exons.